AUGUCAGGAAUCGUUAAACAACAAAAAUUUUUGAACAAGAUCAGUGCGACUACCGUGAAACCUCAAAUUAUAUUAGAUGUAUCGAAGUACAGUGCAUUGAAUGUGAAGUUCCAGUAUCAGAAUUUCAAUGGCCAUAUGGGUGCCCGUAAGUUCUGGCACGAGUUUUUGCCUUCUCUGCAGUUUUACAACCCUGCGUUGCCAAUCAAUGUGACCAGAAUUAGAAACGAUGAUAAAAAAGUCGAUGUACCAUGCAUACUAGAAGCUAUUGGAUCCGAUGGGAAGGUUGUAGCUGAAGUUUCAAUGAAGCACAAACACUCAUCUGAAAUUAUGGAUGAAGUGCUACAGAAAUUGGAACACAAAAGAGUACCCCAGGAAGAAAUAAUAAAGGUAUGA
Messenger RNA from Kluyveromyces lactis, 393 nucleotides. RefSeq names its product mitochondrial 54S ribosomal protein mL61 (gene MRP49). Gene Ontology annotation, molecular function: structural constituent of ribosome. Bases 1 to 393 code for a protein of 130 amino acids. The transcript has a single exon. The record is from RefSeq and is a predicted model, not a curated record. Lineage: Eukaryota; Fungi; Ascomycota; Saccharomycetes; Saccharomycetales; Saccharomycetaceae. Gene Ontology annotation, cellular component: mitochondrion.